Molecule: messenger RNA, 8184 nt
Organism: Helobdella robusta
Lineage: Eukaryota; Metazoa; Annelida; Clitellata; Rhynchobdellida; Glossiphoniidae
Exons: 35
Coding region: 120-7781 (2553 amino acids)
Biological process (GO): fatty acid biosynthetic process
Molecular function (GO): phosphopantetheine binding; 3-oxoacyl-[acyl-carrier-protein] synthase activity; oxidoreductase activity
Source: RefSeq, a predicted model, not a curated record
CAGACUUAAGGGGCCAAUUUUAUGUUUCAAGAAAUUUGUUAUGUGAUUUUUGUGAUUAUUUAGUAAUUUUAAGAUAUCUUAAGUUAAUUUCAUUAAUUCAACGAAAGAUCAAUAUCAUUAUGCCUGAAGCAAUAGUAGAAGUUAUAAAAUCCAAACAAGUGGAAGUAAAUACUAAAAUAAAUGAUUUGGCCAACUAUUUUGAGAAGGUGGUCAUCUCCGGGAUGUCAGGCAGAUUUCCAUCUUCUGACAAUGUUGAAGAAUUCAAACAGAACCUCAUGAAUAAAGUUGAUAUGGUCACAGACUCCAGUUUGAGAUGGCCACCAGGAUUUUUUGGAUUACCAAAACGAUGUGGAAUUAUAAAAGAUGUAAGCAAGUUUGAUGCUUCUUUUUUUGGAGUGCAUCCAAAGCAAGCAGCUAGAAUGGAUCCACAGAUAAGAAUGUUGCUUGAAACUACCUAUGAAGCCAUUGUUGAUUCAGGUGUGAACCCUGCCUUGUUGAGAGGUACAAGAACAGGGGUGUUCAUAGGAAACAGUGCGUCAGAAUCUCACGAUGGUUGGUCCAAUGACUUGCCAAAGUUGACUGGCUAUGAAAUGUCCGGAUGCACAAGGUCGAUGUUUGCCAACAGAUUGUCCUACUUUUUUGAUUUCAAAGGACCGAGUUAUACAGCCGACAGUGCCUGCUCAUCAGGUUUGUUAGUGUUGGACCAAGCAUUGCAUGCCAUCAGGACUGGAUUGUGUGAUGCAGCCAUCGUUGGUGCAUGCAAUCUUUGCCUCAGACCCGCCACCAGUGCUCAGUUUCAGAAACUCAGCAUGCUGGCAAGUUAUGGAGCUUGUAGGUCAUUUGAUGCUUCUGGUUAUGGAUAUUGCAGGAGUGAAUCGGUUGUUGUCAUCUUCAUUCAGAAAGAGAAGGAUGCAAAGCGAGUUUAUGCCUCCCUCGUUCACAGCAAGAACAACAGUGAUGGAUUCAAGGAGCAAGGCAUCACGUACCCAUCUGGUGAAAUGCAGAAGCGGUUGUUGUUGGAAGUUUAUGAAGAAGCUCAUGUUAACCCAACUGAGGUUUCCUACGUUGAACUUCACGGCACAGGCACGAAGGCAGGUGAUCCUGAGGAAGCCAAUGCCGCCGCUGAUGUCUUCUGCACGAAGGAACGCAAAGGCAGCCUGUUGAUUGGUUCAACAAAGUCGAAUAGUGGCCACCCAGAGCCAGCCUCGGGGCUUGUGGGACUUGUGAAGGUUUUGAUAUCGAUGCAUGGUGGCAUCAUCCCUCCCAAUCUUCACUAUGAUCAACCAAAUGAAAACAUUCCUGGAUUGAUUGAUGGAAGGCUGAAGGUUGUGACCGAGCCGACGAAAUGGGACGGAGGUCUUGCAGCCAUCAGUUCGUUUGGUUUUGGAGGUACCAACGUUCAUCUGCUUCUUCAAUCAUUUAAACCUUCCAGCAGCAACUCAAUCGAUGUCCGUCAGUCAAACGACUCGAAGGCUCGUUUGGUGACAUGCUGCGCCAGAACAAAGCAGGGAGCUGAAUUGGUGUUGAAGAAAGCGGUGGAGUUUCAGGACAACGUAGCUGCUCAAGCUCUUUUGCAGGAUUCAUUUGGUAAUCUUCCAUUGAAUUCACACCCGUACAGAGGAUCGGUCAUUAUCAAUUCCAUCAGUCCACUGGCGGCUCCUUCAAAAACGCCGAGUGAGAAGCGUCCAGUGUGGUUCAUAUUUGCAGGGAUGGGCACUCAGUGGGAUGGCAUGGGCAGGGAUCUGCUGUGCAUCAACUCGUUCAGGAGAUCCAUCAUGAAGUCUCAUCAGUUGCUGGAACAGUUUGACAUCCACCUCUUGGACAUGAUCCUCAGUGCAGAGCAUGACACGUACAAAGACACCAUCAAGUCCUUCGUCGGCAUUGCUGCCAUCCAGGUUGCACUUGUUGAUGUAUUGAAGGAAUUGAAGAUAGAAGCUGACGGAUUCAUUGGUCACUCGGUUGGAGAGCUGGGGUGUGCAUAUGCAGACGGAGGCUUAACUGCUGAAGAAACGUUGUUGGCUGCUUAUUGGAGGGGCAAGUGUGUUUCUGAGGGCAAGCUUCCACCUGGAAAAAUGGCUGCAGUUGGUCUUUCAUGGUCAGAAGUGACUCAACGAUGUCCAGAUGGUGUGGUGCCAGCGUGUCACAACUCUGCUGAUACGGUCACUAUUUCAGGUCCUGAGGAUGUGGUGACAGCAUUCGUCAAUCAGUUGCAAUCGGAAGGAGUUUUCGCAAAAGAGGUGAAAAGUGCCGGUGUGGCCUUCCAUUCAAAGUACAUGGCUCACAUUGCCCCGCAACUUCAACACAAACUAUCCGAGGUCGUCAUCCAAGUGAAACGGGCACGAUCACCAAAGUGGAUAUCUUCAUCCAUUCCCGAGUCUCGCUGGUCUUCCGAUUUGGCUCUGUACUCAAGUGCUGAGUACCACGUUAACAACCUCAUCAGUCCUGUUCUUUUUCAGGAGGCCUUGCAGAAAGUUCCAUCUAAUGCCAUCACUAUUGAAAUUGCAUCACAUUGUCUUCUUCAAGCCAUUUUGAAGAGGAGUUUGUCUGCCGAUUGUUCAUUCAUUGGCCUCAUGAACAGGACACAACCGGACAAUUUAGCUUUCUUUCUUAACUCCCUGGCUAGAUUGUACAGAUGUGGGGUUGAUUUUGAUCCGUUUGAUUUGAAACCUGGCGAUAGACCACGUUAUCCAAUCGAUUAUUCAGUUCCGUCCUUCUCAUCUCUCAUCACCUGGGACCACGCCACACAAUGGGAUGUGCCGACGUACGAAGAUUUCACGAGAUCCUCCUCGUCAUCGUCGGCAGCUUCUGAGGCAUUCGUCUUUGAACUCUCUCCCGACUCUGAAGAUGCUUACUUAUUUGGUCAUAAGAUAGACGGUAGAGUGUUGUUUCCUGCCACAGGGUACUUGGUGCUGGCGUGGAAGACCAUCGCCAAGUUUCAUGGGCGUUCGUUUGAUCAACUGCCCGUCACAUUUCGCGACGUUCAUAUACACAGGGCCACCAUACUGCCAUCUGCUGGUGAGGUGAGGUUGGACGUCUGCAUGACGCCAUCAUCAGGCUAUUUUGAAGUAUCAGAGAGUUCAAGCCUGGUGGUCAGUGGUCACGUGAUGGCUGCCGAUGAAACUGCUCUGAAUGAUUUCUUCGAUGAAACUUCUUUGCUUUCCUCGAUGCAGUCAACAUCAACAUUGAGCUUGAAGACGACAGACAUUUACAAGGAAUUGAAGUUGAGGGGAUAUGAAUAUGGCGACGUAUUCAAAGGAAUUGUAUCAACUGAUGAAUCAGGUGAAGUAGGAGAGCUGGCGUGGUUUGACAACUGGAUUUCAUUUUUGGAUACGAUGUUGCAGAUGCAAGUGGUAGGAUUGUCGGAGAGGGAUCUGAGAUUGCCCACCAGGAUUCAAUCUAUCCAAAUCAAUCCACUCAUUCAUAUUAAUAAGGUCAUUACUAAAGAAGAUGGAAGCAAAGUCAUUCCAGUGCGGUUCGACAAGCAGUUGAACAGCUGUACGUCGGGGUGUGUCGAGGUGUUGGGCCUGCAUGCUACAGUGGCUCCUCGCAGGCCGCCUGGCCAGGUGGACCCCGUCCUCAUGACCUACUCCUUCGUACCUUACCACCAGGACCACUUGCAUCAUCCUGAAAAUUUCACCAACGCUAUUAACAAAUGCAAACAUUUUGCCAAAGAGAAGAUAUCUUGUCUAUUAACUAGGCCAGAUAUAAACGAGAAAAAGAAAUUGAUGCUGCAAAGUUUGAUGGAGAAAAACGAAGACGACAUUAUUAAUGGGUAUGAUGGAGAUUCAUUUAAGAAUGACGCAACAUCAGAUUAUGGAUUGUAUGAAUUGCUAAUGAGAGUGUUUUCACCAAACUCUGAAAAUCUAGUCACAAAAUCAGAACUUCACAGAAAUCACAUAUUUGGAUUGCUGAGAAGAACACAGCCUUUGAUUAACAUUGUUGUUGAAAACAGUCCCUCAGAGAAGAAGUUGAUGUUUAUGGAGUUGGAUGCAGCGGAUGGAUGCGUCUUUCAAUCAGUCAUUCCUCGACUGAACAACGAGCCUGGCUUGAAGUUCAAAUAUUUCGUUUCUGGGUCUGCAGUUGAAAAUAUUGAUAAACAACUCUUCGAUGAUCUUAACUUGGAAGCUUUACAAUGGAACAUUGGUUCUAAGGCUAAUGACAAAAUCCAAGGAAAAGUGGAUGCCUUGAUUCUUGGAGAUGUGUUGAACAAGCAGAAGAACAUCAGUGAAUAUUUAUCAGCAUGUUCGACAUUGUUGAGAGAUGAAGGGUUUAUAUUGGUAUAUGAACCGACCAGAAACUUCGGGUUGGCCUGGUUACUUCUGCGUGCCAGUGACAGUUUGUACAUGCAUGCAGAGGAACAAACAGCUUCUUCAUUUUGCAGUACCAAGGAGUGGCUGCAGAUAUUUGCUGAAGCCAACUUCAACGUAGUGUCUCACGUUAGCGACGGAUACCUACAUACAGCAUUCCUGCUGAGAAAGAAAACUAGUUUGAAGGUUACCGAUGAGCAAAUUAAAUGGAUAGAUGUCACUAACAAUACUUAUCAGUGGGUUGAGAUUGUCAAACGUUUUCUAUCGGAUGCUAAAACAACGAGGUUGUGGUUAAGAGGUAGUGAGGUGAAUUCGGGUGUUGUGGGGCUUGCAACCUGUCUGAGAAGAGAACCUGAUGGUGAAAAGAUCAGAUGCUUGUUAAAUUGCAGUCCUGAGAUGAAUGCAAGAGAUGUUGAUGAGCUGUUGCAGAAUGACUUGUUCAUGAACGUUUAUAGAGGCGGGCUGUGCGGCUCUUUCAAGCAUUUACCGCUCGAGCGGGGUUUGUACAAUGAAAUAGAGACGGAAGCAGCGUACGUGAACGUGCUGACACGAGGGGAUCUCUCAUCAUUGAGGUGGAUAGAAUCGCCCCUCAAGUUCUUCGACCCCUCCCUCGACCCCGCCAAGCAACUCUGCACUGUCCAUUUCACGUCACUCAACUUCAGAGACAUCAUGCUCGCUACGGGAAAGUUACCUCCAGAUGCAAUUCCUGGAGACCUGGCCUCUCAGGAUUGCUUGCUGGGCAUGGAGUUCUCGGGAGUUAAUCAACGAGGGGAAUCUGUCAUGGGUCUGUUGCAAGCUAAGGGGUUGGCAACUGUGGUUGAUGUGCAUGAGAAGUUUCUGUGGAAGGUUCCAGAUGGAUGGACAUUGGAACAGGCAUCAACCGUCCCUGUUGCUUAUUCAACUGCUUACUAUGCACUGGUUAUCAGAGGUCGCGUCAAGAAGAACGAGUCAGUUCUCAUUCAUUCGGGUAGUGGGGCCGUCGGACAAGCUGCCAUCUCCAUUGCGUUGCAUUGCGGCUGCAAAGUCUUCACCACUGUUGGAUCAGCUGAGAAGAGGAAUUAUUUGAUGAAGAGGUUUCCACAGCUAACUGAUUCGAACUUUGCUGACUCCAGAAGCUCAAACUUUUGGCGAACCAUACUGAAAAACACAGGAGGCCGAGGGGUGGAUGUCGUUUUAAACUCAUUGGCUGAAGAUAAAUUGCAAUCAAGUGUUCGACUGUUGGCACAGCAUGGAAGAUUUCUAGAAAUUGGAAAGUUUGAUUUAUCAAACGAUUCCGCAUUAGGGAUGUCUAUUUUCUUGCGGAACAUUUCCUUUCACGGAAUUUUACUGGACGCACUUUUCUCUGGGAGUUGUUGUGAAUGGGAUGAAGUCUCAAAACUUAUGGUGGAUGGGAUGGCAAGUGGGGUGGUAGUGCCACUGCAGACAACUGUCUUCGAGAGAGAUGCCAUUGAAAGUGCUUUCAGGUACAUGGCACAAGGAAAACACAUUGGAAAAGUCGUCAUCAGACAACUGCGGACGCCUGCAGCAACGGCAAUAAAGAGUUCCACUAAAUCAUACAAAAUCAAGGCCAUCUCUCGAGUCACUUGCCAUCCGCAGAAGUUGUAUUUGAUUGUUGGCGGAUUGGGUGGGUUUGGAAUUGAACUCUGUCAGUGGUUAGUUGAUAGAGGUGCCAGGAAGCUGGUGAUCACUUCAAGGUCAGGCAUUAAGUCUGGAUUUCAGAAAAGAAGAAUUGAACAGUGGAAAAGCAAGGGCGUUGAUGUCCAGGUGUCAACGAGGAAUGUUUCAGAUAAGAAGCAGACGGAGUUGUUGAUUAGUGAAUGCCUUCAGAAUGCUUCUGGUAUUGGAGGAAUCUUCAACCUGGCCAUGGUCAUUCAGGAUAGUCUCAUUUCUAAUCAGACACCAGAAAAAUUUGAGCAAGUUGCUGAACCAAAGGUGGUUGGUACCAUAAAUCUUGACAUUGAAACUAGAAGGCAGUGUAAUUCUAAAACAGAUAGCAGCAAGUUAGAUUGGUUUGUGACUUUUUCUUCGGUCAGCUCUGGCAAAGGUAAUCCGGGUCAGUCAAAUUACGGCUGGGCCAACUCAACUAUGGAAAGAAUUUGUGAGGAGAGAGUGAGACAUGGAUAUCCUGGUCUUGCAAUUCAGUGGGGAGCUGUUGGUGAUGUGGGAAUAGUUGCUGAAUCAAUGGGUGAUGACGUGGUUAUCGGGGGAACGUUACCUCAGAAAAUUACUUCUUGUCUUUCUACUCUGGACAAAUUUCUCGAACAACCCAAUCCUGUGGUGUCCAGUUUUGUUUUAGCAAGUCACAAAAAGACCAAAGUUCAGAGUGCAAACAAAAUUGGACUAAAGGAGUCAGUUGCAAGGAUAUUGGGUGUCAAGGACGUAUCGUUGCUUCCCCCUGACCAAACCCUGGGAGACCUGGGAUUGGACUCCCUUAUGAGUGUCGAAGUUAAACAAACGUUGGAAAGAGAUUAUGACCUGACGCUGCCCAUCAAGGAAAUCAGACUGCUGUCUUUUGGGCUUCUUGACAAGCUUGCUGAUCAGCCGUCGUCAGCACAAACGCCAACAGUAGAUAAUUCACCUCUGCUCUACACGAUCAAUGACCUCCUUCCUAAAGAUAGAAUAGUCUACAUGAGCGACCCACACGUUAAUAGAAGCAAACCUCCUCUGUUUGUCAUUCCUCCAAUCGAAGGUUCAGUUGUUCUGCUGAAGCCUCUCACGCUCAAAUUCGAUUGUCCAGUCUACGGACUGCAAUGUACUUCUGAUCUCCCGUUAACAUCGGUCGAAGAACUUGCCAAGUAUUAUGUGGAGACGAUAAAGAGCCUGCAAGCAGUGGGACCCUACCAAAUACUUGGAUACUCGUUCGGAGCAUGCAUCGCCGUUGAGGUGGCACUGCAGCUCCAGCGCGAUGCAUCAGCAGCUGCUGGAGGCUGCAGGAUGAUCCUCUUGGACGGCUCACACAGUUACGUGCUCUCCAUGAUUGCCAGCUACUCGGACAGCCUCGGCUCAGGCGAUCAGAAUGAACUCGAGACAACUAUGAUAUGUGCUUUUGUGGACCACAUUGUCAGAAGAGUGGGAAGCAGAGAAACGAAAGAAAUUGACAUUCCAGAGCUGGGAACUAAGUUGGUUAACAAGCCCGAUCUUGAAAGCCGUUUGGACCUCAUGUGCGAAGUCUUGAGAGAUGCGGGAAAGAUCGCAUCAUCAUCCGAUGCCGACGCAUUCAAGCAGGCCAACAGAAUUUUCUACAAAAAACUCAUGAUUUCCCAUCGUUACAAACCUUCGAGCAAGAUUGAAAACGCUGUAGUUCAUCUCAUCAGAGCUCAAGGAAGUUCAGCCAAACACGAUGAAGAUUAUGGAAUGCGAGCUAUUUGUUCGCAAGCACUUAACAUAUAUGUCGUCGAAGGCACACACGACACAUUCUUCAAAAAUGCUGGCGAAGAAAAGGUGGCCAAAAUAAUUAAAGACUGUCUCAUGUAGUAAACGUGUCUAGUUGUUAUUAUUAUUAUUGCUACAGGAAUAUUUUGGGAUUGUUUUCAAGUUUGUUAUGUACAAUUUAAAGUAACGGACGCAUUUUGUUGACCGGCACGAGUUUGCGAAAGUGCGUUUUUAAACAGUUCUGCCUGUUUCCCUUAAGUAAACAUUUUGUAUCUGCGUUGUUAAGAGAGUUACCAUGCUAGUGGUGUCUUUGCUAUUUUACGUGUUUACAUUUUUUUGCAAUUUUUUUAGAGGUAUCGAGAAGAAAAACACUGUAUGUAAACACUCGUGAAUCAGCGCAUUACGCACAUUUAGUCUAACAGGCGGGAAUCUCAUUGCGUUCGAAGCCAGUCACUGCAACACCAUCGCACUCACUGCCCUUUAUUGUUAUUAUAAUUACGAUGGU